Messenger RNA from [Candida] anglica, 738 nucleotides. The record is from the annotation of a GenBank genome assembly. Lineage: Eukaryota; Fungi; Ascomycota; Pichiomycetes; Serinales; Debaryomycetaceae.
AUGUCGUCAGAAAAACGUGUUAUACCACUUGAAUCGAACCCUGACAUCUUUAAUGAACUUUCCUACAAGUUGGGUUUAUCCCCAGUACUUCAAUUCCAUGAUUUGUAUUCAUUGACAGACCCAGAUUUACUCAGCUUUAUUCCGCAACCAGUUUACGCCAUCAUCAUGUUAUUCCCGUUGACCGAGACAUACGAGGCAUAUAGGCGCCAAACCGAUGCUGUAGACUCACCAAGUACAGCCGCAUAUGCCAACGAAAAGACUACUGAUAUUAAAUGGUUUAAGCAAACUAUUGGAAAUGCUUGUGGACUCUAUGCUUUGCUCCACAUUUUGGCUAACUUACCUCAAGACUUUAUCAUUUCAAGCCUGAUUUUGAAAGAUAGUCUUCUUCGUCAAAUUACGAAAUAUUCAUCUGUAGAAGAUGUAUCACGCUUAGUAGAGAAUUUGGAGUCUGAUAUUCAACUCGAUUCAAAUUAUGGUGUUCAGGGCCAAACUGCAGCACCAAGUGCUCAGGAUAGUGUUGAUUUGCACUUUGUUACAUUCAUCAAAUCCCCGCAUGAUGGCCACUUAUAUGAGCUUGACGGCCGCAGGAACGGUCCAAUAGACUUGGGUAAACUGUCAGAUGCACCACAUAUUUUGGAUGAUCCAAAAGUGGUUGAAAAAGUUCAAUUUUAUAUGAACAACACUGAUGAAAAGAACAAACACAAUUUCUCCAUCAUGGCUAUCGCUCCAGGAUUAUAA